GUAUUGUUGGCGAGCCUGCACAAGGCCCGCGAGCAAAGGAAGGCCAGGCCCUUCCUCCGCCUAGGCUCCUUGCCUUCGUGGAUCACAGCGGCGCCAGGCAUCGAGGAUGCGUUGCGGGUCAUGAACGGCGCCCGAUUUGGACACCCAGAUCGGUUCAGAGAUAGAGUCUCCAAGGAGAUCCGCAGCGCGGCGGUGCAUCUCCGAGACCCGUCUUUGCAAGCAGCGGUUUGCAUUGGCGCCAGGUACCGCCAGAGCCCCCGGAUGCUCGCGCACCGCCUCGCUGCGGCGGGGCGUGGCGGAUGCUUCGCCGCGGCUCUCACGAAAACCACGCGCGGGUUCCGCACCUACCGGCAGACGGGCCUUUCCGACCGCGCCCUUUGCCGCAGCACCGUGCCGGCAGCAGAGGCGUGCGCGACGUCGCGCCCGUACCCGGACAGGGAGAGCCUCGAAGACGAGGUGGCCCGACAGAUGCGCAAGCAUUGCCGGGGCUGCGGGCUAGAGCACUUCUCCGCCCGCCAAGCAGCGGCUGACCUCAGCCAACUCCCCGGUUGGGCCGGCCACUGCCUCGCCGCGGCGGCCGUCGGCACCCGCCAUGGCCAGAUGCCGGCCACCCUGCCGCACCAGGAGCAGACGGAGAAGUGCGAGUACGGGAAGUUGGUGUGCCGACUCAACUUCGCCGCUGCUGCUUCCGCGGCCCGGUACACGCCCGCCGCGUCUUGA
Messenger RNA from Prorocentrum cordatum, 720 nucleotides. The record is from the annotation of a GenBank genome assembly. Lineage: Eukaryota; Dinophyceae; Prorocentrales; Prorocentraceae.